This is a messenger RNA of Benincasa hispida (wax gourd), 1332 nucleotides long. The record is from RefSeq and is a predicted model, not a curated record. NCBI's taxonomy places the organism in Eukaryota, Viridiplantae, Streptophyta, Magnoliopsida, Cucurbitales, Cucurbitaceae.
AUGGUGGGAGGUCUUUUGUGGGCAAUUUUGUGUCUAAGAGGAGAGUGUUCAAAAGAAAAGGAUAGGAUCGUGAGGCUGCCGGGGCAACCAAGUGUUAGCUUUCAACAAUUUUCAGGUUAUAUUAUCAUUGAUGAUUAUCAAAAUAGAGCUCUUUUCUACUAUUUUGUAGAGGCUCACACGGAUCCUAGUUCCAAGCCUCUUCUUCUUUGGCUUGAUGGAGGUCCAGGGUGUUCAUCCCUUGGUGUUGGAGCUUUUGUUGAGCAUGGCCCUUUCAGACCAAAAGGAGAUGUUUUGAUUCAUAAUCACUUCAGCUGGAACAAUGUGGCAAACAUACUAUAUCUUGAAUCUCCAGCUGGAGUUGGCUUCUCAUUUUCUGAAAACACCACAUUCUAUACCACAGUUAAUGAUACUAUUACAGCACAAGACAACUUGGUUUUCCUCGAACGAUGGUUCGAGAAGUUUCCUAAAUACAAAAAUCGAGAUUUCUUCAUCAGCGGUGAGAGCUACGCUGGUCAUUAUGUUCCACAGCUUGCAACACUCAUUCUCCAAUCCGAACUCAACAUUUUUAACCUCAAGGCUAUAGCUGUAGGGAAUCCAUUGUUGGAAUUCGACACAGAUUUCAAUGCAAGAGGAGAAUAUUUGUGGUCUCAUGGAUUGAUUUCAGACUCUACAUAUCAACUUCUGAACAAAGUUUGUAAUAUUUCUGAAAUCACAAGACAAUCCAUUCUCCAUAACGUUUCUACUUCUUGUUCAAUGGUCAAUAAUUUGGUAUCCAAAGAACUUUCAGAGUUCAUCAACUUAUAUUCUGUCAACCUACACGUUUGUACAUCCUCAACCCUUUCACAAGCAGGAGAUAGUGGGAAGAUAGAUGUAUGUAUAGCAGAUGAAGUGGAUAGUUACUUAAACAGAUUGGAUGUCCAAAAGGCUCUUCAUGCUCAACUACUUGGAGGGGCUUCCAAUUGGAGCUUUUGCAGCUUUGUUUUAAAGUAUGAUAAGAAGAACUUAAUGAUACCUACCAUUUACACCUUGGGUUCUCUUGUGCAGUCAGGAAUUAGGGUUCUCGUGUAUAGUGGAGAUGAAGAUGCAGUUAUCCCAUUAUUUGGGAGUCGAAGUCUGGUCAAUAAAUUAGCAACCACUUUAAGCUUGAACACAACCCUACCUUACUCACCUUGGUUUUACAACCAUCAGGUUGGAGGAUGGGUAGAAACAUAUGGAGAAAAGAACAUUCUAUCAUUUGCAACAGUUAGAGAAGGUGCUCAUCAAGCUCCCUAUACAGCCCCAGGAAGAUCUUUGGCUCUCAUUACUGCUUUUCUACAAGGAAACAACCCAUGA